Messenger RNA from Carya illinoinensis, 1962 nucleotides. RefSeq names its product zinc finger BED domain-containing protein RICESLEEPER 2-like. Gene Ontology annotation, molecular function: DNA binding. NCBI's taxonomy places the organism in Eukaryota, Viridiplantae, Streptophyta, Magnoliopsida, Fagales, Juglandaceae. Bases 1 to 1962 code for a protein of 653 amino acids. The transcript has 3 exons. The record is from RefSeq and is a predicted model, not a curated record.
AUGGAUAGCUGUCGAGCUUCUCAGAAGUCAGACUGCAAAGCGAGAAAGCGUGCCAUCUACAGACUUGAAAUGUUCCAUACUUGCACGGUUCCAAACUCCAGUUCCUCAGCUCAUCAAGCAAGCAUGAAGCACGGUUCCAGUUCCAGUUCCAGUUCCUCUGUUUCUUCGAUAGUUUUUGGAUUGGUAAGAGACAUGUAUGAACAAGUACCAACUGUUGAAUGCUCAUCUGCAAGUCCACUAGUAGAGAUUGAAGUUGAUGGUAUUACUGGUAGAGAAGAAUUUAAUGCUAUAGAGUGUGAUAGUAAUGAUGGGAAUAAUGAAGUUGAUGGUAUUAUUGGUGGAGAAGAAAACCCAAGUGCCCCUAUAGAUCCCCAAAAAUAUGCAUACCAAAGGAAGCCUAGGAAGAAAACUUCUGCAGUUUGGAAAGAUUUUAAAAUAGUGGAGAAGAAUGGUGUCAAGAAAGCUGAGUGUAACUUUUGCAAAGAUCUCUUGUCCAUUUCUUCAUCAGGUUCUACAACUCACUUUCAUAGGCACUUGACUAGUUGUCUUCCACACAUAGCUGCUUCUAAGAGGCAAAAGGUUUUGACUAUUGACAUGAAGGGUUCUGAAUGUGUGAAUGUUGUAAAAAAUUUCUCGUAUGAUAUGAAAAAUGUAAGAGAACUAGCUUUUCACAUGAUAUUUUAUCACGAGUAUCCUUUUUCCAUGAUGGAACAUGUGGUGUUUAAUAAAUUUAUGAGAGCUAAUACUCCUUAUUGGCAAAAAAUAAGUCGUACUACAGCUAGAAAUGAUUGUCAAUCCACUUAUGAGAUUGAGAAAAAGAAGUUGAAGACAAUAUUGAGAGGUGUGAAUAAAGUCAGUAUAACAACCGACAUGUGGACUUCAGGUCAAAAGAUCUCAUAUAUGUAUUUCACUGAUUGGGGAAUUGAGAACAAAGUAUCUACAAUAACAGUGGACAAUGCUAGAUAUAAUGAUGUAACUUUAAGGGUUCUCAAAGAUGUUUUCAGUUUGAAAAAGAAGUUAUCUAUCGAGGGGCAGCUUUUUCAUGUGCGUUGUUGUGCACAUAUAACAAAUUUAUUGGUCAAAGAUGGACUAAGUGAGAUUGGUGAACUUGUCGACUGUGUUCGAGAAGGGGUGAAGUACUUGGUUGCAUCAGAAACUCGUAUCAAGCAAUUUAGUGAUAUUGCAAAACAAUUGCAAUUACCAAGCAAGAAACUUUUUUUGGAUGUUCCUACCAGAUGGAAUAGCACUUAUCUAAUGCUAGUUUCAGCCUUAGAGUUUAGGGAAGUCUUUCCGAGAUAUGGAGAUAGAGAUCAAGGCUUUAAUUAUGUUCCAAGUGUUGAGGAUUGGACCAAAGUGGAAAAUGUCUGUCAAAUUUUGGCAGUUUUUAAUGAAAUUACAAACAUUAUCUCAGGAACUGAGUAUCCAACUGCUAACUUAUUCCUUCCUGAGGUAUGGAGAAUAAAAGAGGUGUUGAACAAGAAGUCUCUUGACCUAAAUGAUUACAUACGAGCAAUGGUUGUGAAGAUGAAUACAAAAUUUGAUAAAUAUUGGGGGGAAUGUAAUUUGCUUAUGGCAGUGACUGCUGUUUUGGAUCCAAGGUUCAAGAUGAUGCUAGUUCAAUUCUGUUUUCCAGUAAUUUAUUUAGAACCCGAAGCCACUAGAAACAUAGACACCAUCUUGAGAAUCUUAUAUGAGCUGUAUGAUGAGUAUGCUGAAGAUUAUAAUUUAGCUAAUGUGGAGUCGAGUGGACAUGAAAAUGCUCGAGACAUAGGUUCUUCUUGUAGUGGCUCUAUCAAUGUUGUGGGGAAGAAUGUGAUGAGUGGCAAGUCUAUAUUUGAAUCAUUCGUUAGAAGGAAUGAUACCAUUCGUCCAGUGAAAUCUGAUUUGGAUGUUUAUUUAGAGGAAGGUGUCUAUAUUUGUAGUGAGGAUUCAGAUUUACAUUUUGAUGCCUUGAAGUGGUGA